ACUCACAGACUCACCUUCCUUUCUUUACACUUAAAAAUCAAACCCCCUCUCACCUUCUUAAAAGAAAAAGCCGUGUUCACCAAAACCCACAAAUUUAGACAUAUUCAUCCACAUUAUAGCCUCUCUCUCUCUCUCUCUCUCUCUCUCUCUCUCUCUCUUGUCCAAAGUCCAGUUUGUAGCACUCUGGUUUUGAGUCAUAAUUUUCUCUGAGAGAGAGAGCUUAUUUUGGGAACUCCUAAAUCUUAGGGAGCUAUAAGAGAGAAUCUGGGCGUGAAGUUAUUAGAUUUGGUGUUUUUUCAGACAACUUUUUUUUAUUUCCAAAUCUGUACAUUUUCUCAUUUGCCAACAACCCAAUUAAAUUACCUAACAAAUCAAGGAUUUUUCUGGAGUGCGAAGAGAUCUCAAAUAUUAAAUCUUUGAUCUGGUUCAUGGUUUUGGAGAUUAAAGAGAAAAACUCAAAACCAUUUCAGUUUUGAGCAUAAUCUUGUGAAAGAAAGAUGUCAAGAAGUAAUGGGAUGUUAUACCCAGUCAUUGGGUUUGCAUCUUGUGUUAUACUGAUGUACAUGUCAUUAGGGAAUUUUAGUAUUCCUGCAUCUAAACAACCUGAGAUGAGUUUUGUGACUGUUAGUGAAACUCAGUUUAUGUUAGAUGGGAAAACAUUUUAUCCUAAUGGUUGGAAUUCUUGGUGGUUAAUGGAUCAAGCUGUUGAGGAUGAAAGUAGAUACAGAGUUAGGAAUAUAUUCCAAAUUGGUGUCAAGAUGGGUCUCAGUGUCUGUAGAACUUGGGCUUUUAACGAUGGUGCUUACAAUGCUCUUCAGAUUUCUCCUGGUAAAUUUGAUGAACGCGUCUUCAAGGCACUGGAUCAUGUAAUUGUUGAAGCAAGACGAAAUGGUGUUAGAUUGAUUCUUACACUAGUUGAUAACUUGCAAGCAUUUGGUGGGAAGACUCAGUAUGUGAAAUGGGCAUGGGAGGAAGGUGUCGGUGUAAGCGCCUCAAAUGAUUCUUUCUUUUACGAUCCAACCAUCCGUACUUAUUUCAAGCAAUACGUUAAGGCUGUGCUAACCAGAAAGAACAGCUUCACCGGAGUUGAGUACAGGAAUGACCCAACAAUCUUCGCUUGGGAGUUAAUGAACGAACCUCGUUGUAUGACUGAUCCUUCUGGUGACACCCUUCAAGACUGGAUUGAAGAAAUGUCUAGCUACAUAAAAGCAAUUGAUAAAAACCAUCUGCUAACCAUGGGGAUGGAAGGAUUUUAUGGUCCUACAACCCCCGAAAAGUUGAAUGUGAAUCCAGAAGAAUGGGCAGGCAACCUGGGAACCGAUUACAUUCGCAAUUUCAAGACUCCAAACAUGGAUUUCGCCUCUUUUCAUGUCUAUCCCGAUCAUUGGUUUAAGGAUCAGACCGUAGAAGACCAACUAGCUUUUGUCAGAAAAUGGGUGUCCUCUCACAUUGACGAUGGCGAAAAGAUACUAAAGAAACCUGUAUUGAUUAGUGAAUUUGGGAUGUCAAACCUGAACAAGUUCUAUACUCAAACCAACAGGGAACAAAAUUACAAAAUUAUCUUUGACUUGAUGCACAGAUCCGCAAGGAAGAAGAAAUCAGGAGCUGGAGCUUUUAUUUGGCAAUUCUUGGUUAAGGGCAUGGAAGCGUAUGGUGAUGAUUUUGGUUUCAUCCCGACUGAAAAUCCUUCGUUAUAUAAGCUCAUAGCUAAGCACUCAUGCAAGUUAGCCGUGGUCCAACAGAAUGAGGUCUUAUUGAAGCAAAUAUCAAAAGGCAUAUGUCAAAGUUGAUUUUGAAGUAGAAGUUCUCUCAGUUUCGAAGUUAUAUCUUUCUUUGCAGAAGAUGAGAGUUCAUUCAUGGUUGGAGCUCAGACUGGAGAGAAAUGUUGUUUUGUUUGGUUUGGUUUGUCUUGUACUUGUAUUUGUUUCCUCCAAUGACCGUAUAGAUAUGUUAAUGCCAAUAGAGAUGAUAUCAGCAAUGAGUUGGGUAUUUGUAUUAUGAUUCAAUCUAUAUUAAAUUUUGAAAACUAGUCGAGGUAAUAUAAUCUUUCUUC
Molecule: messenger RNA, 2053 nt
Organism: Papaver somniferum (opium poppy)
Lineage: Eukaryota; Viridiplantae; Streptophyta; Magnoliopsida; Ranunculales; Papaveraceae
Product: mannan endo-1,4-beta-mannosidase 2-like
Exons: 5
Coding region: 498-1790 (430 amino acids)
Molecular function (GO): hydrolase activity, hydrolyzing O-glycosyl compounds
Source: RefSeq, a predicted model, not a curated record